CCUUCGCUCCGACUAGUGACUUUCAUUAAAUUAAAUUUAAUUAAAUGUUUUUGUGUAAUUGUUUAUAACAUUUUAUUUUGAAACGCGGCUAAUAAACAGUCUAUUGACAAGUUAUAGCUUAUAAAUCCAAGGAACACAAAGUAGUCCGGCAUCCUGCGAACGCAGAGCCCAGGAAACGUAGGGUUUCAACAAAUGGCCAGGUCGUAGGUCGUCUGAAAUCAGCCCUAACAUCAAGAUCUCAGAAAUGGACAGUGAGGAUGAUCUGGACAUUUUGACGGCACUACUGGCUGAGAGUGAAGGCGUUGGAGAGGAACAGGUGGAUGACUUGGAAGGCCUGUUUGAAGCCGACACUGAUGAGGAGGAAGAGUACAAAGAUGGUGUUGAAGACGAGAGCAGAGAUGUCACCAGCGAGGGCGCUGUGUCGGAUCUCUUUGGAGAUGUGGAUGAUAUCAGAGCUGAAGAAACGGAUGAUCGACAAGAAGAUCUCGAAAGGCUCAACAGGUCCAAGGAGGAAUUGCAAGGGGAGCUGAGGCGGAUGCAAGAGAAGAUGCAGCGAUUACAGCAGGAGCUGGAGGCAACUCAGAAGGUUUCCAGCUCACCUUCCAUUGCAGUCAAGACUACAGGAGGCUCUGCUCAUCCCAAACAGACGCCUCCUCAAAAAGCUUCCUCCAAACCAAACCUCAGAACACCAAUCACUACAACACACAAGGUUCAGACACAAGCAGCUGGAGGCGGAAGCCGGAAGCUCCAGGAAUCCUCUGAAUUUUCCACCCAGUUGUGCAACGGCGACUCCUUCAAGCGCAAACCCAGAGUAGCUCACCAGCCCAAACCGAGCACUUCAUCAGAAGACAGAGGCCCGCUGGUGGAGAUAAGGCUCGGCAGCUCUUUCCAGCCAAUAGAAAGCAAAAGCCAAAUUGCCGUUCCACAGCGUUCACCUCCAGGUUCCCAGAGCAGACCAGCUCCUCCUCCUCCUCCUCCAAAAGAUGUGGCUGUUGAGAAAUACUCCGGGCUACGGCUCAGAAAACCACGUGUCUCCUCCAGCGAGAUGGACCGCAAAAUGGCCGACCGCCGUCUGAUCCGCCUGUCAUCUGUGCCAGAACGUUUGACUCGAGAGAAGCUGGAGGAGAGCGACUGGGUGACUUUUGCCGUGCUGAUCAACAAGGCCACGCCCCAAAGCAACAACAGUGGCAAAACCUUCAGCAUCUGGAAGCUGAACGACCUGCACAACCUGGAAGUGUUUGUGUCUCUCUUCCUGUUUGGGGAGGUGCACAAGGAGCACUGGAAGACAGAGCCAGGGACUGUCAUCGGACUCCUCAACCCAAACCCUAUGAAGCCGAAAGACGGAUAUGACGGGGUCAGCCUGACGGUGGAUCACCCUCAGAAGGUGCUGCUGAUGGGCGAAGCUCAGGACUACAGCACCUGUAAGGCCAUGAAGAAAAAUGGAGACCCCUGUUCUCAGAUCGUUAAUAUGUACGUGUGCCAGUACUGCCAGUAUCACGUCAAAGCCCAGUAUAAGAAGAUGAGCUCGAAGAGGGCCGAGCUACAGUCCACGUUUUCUGGAAAAGCUCCCAAAAGAUUGAAGGGGAAGAGCGGCGGUCUCAGAGAGCGGCUGUGUCAAGACGGCUUUUACUACGGGGGCGUGUCAUCCCCCGCCUGCGCCGCAUCACUAUCAGCAUCCAGACCAAAUAAACCCACCCAGCGAACCCUGGACAAGCUGUUUGUAAAAGGCUCCUCUCAGCUUGUUGCUCAAGCCAAAAAGUUGGCUAUGGAGUCUGGAGAGGUUUCAGGAUGUUCAGAUGACUUCAAGUCCUUGAUGUCGAUGCCAACACCUGGUGCGCUCCAGCUGAAGAAGCACCUGGCACAAGGAAACAAAUCAGGUGCCAGAGAAGUGGGCAGAGUGACAGUUCAGUCUAUCUCGGCUUCUGACAUGUUGAAGCAGCAGAAGCAGAAGCAGCUGGAGCUGCUGGCACUCCGCAGAAAGAGAGCCGAGGAGAACCAGAGGAGAGCACUGCAGAACUCCAACCAUGCCACCCCUAGCACUUCCUCCUUACAGGAGAGUCCAACGUGCCCAAAACCUGCUUCUCAGGCCACUGGAAGCCCUCCACCUCUCCACACACCAACCUUGGGGCGGGGCUUCUCCAAAGAUGAAGACAUUCUCUUCUUUGAACACAGCCUGCCACCUGCGCCUAAGCCCAGCAUGAUCGGCCUAUCAGCCGCCAAGCUGGCUGCUCUCAGGAAGCUGAGAGCGAAAAGGGCGGGGCUUGAAAAGGAAGACCCCAAUGCCGUAAAGAGAAAAAGGAGUAACAGCAAUGAGAUUAACGCCCGAGUGGAGAAGAACUUGACUUCACCCAAAGGCGAGUCAUCUGGUCACGACGACGAGGAGCCGGCGCUGAAGAGGCGGAGAGAAGAACUUCAGUACAUCCAGUCAGAAGAAUUCCAGAAAAUCCUUAAUGCCAAAUCUCGUCACACGGUUAUACUGCAGGCGGCGGAGUACCAGCUGCAGGAGCGCUACUUUGACGCUCUGGUGAAAAAGGAGCAGAUGGAGGAGAAGAUGAAAGGCAUCCGAGAGAUGAAGUGCCGCGCCGUUAGUUGUAAAAAGUGUAACUACACCUACUUCAAGCCCGCUGAUCGCUGCGUGGAGGAGAAUCACACUCUGCGGUGGCACGACGCCGUCAAACAGUUCUUCAAAUGUCCGUGCGGUCAGAGAGCCAUUGCGCUGGACAGACUCCCGCACAAACACUGCAGUAACUGUGGUCUGUUUAAGUGGACACGCGAUGGAAUGCUGAAGGAGAAAACGGGACCGAAGAUCGGCAGCGAACUUCUGCAGCCGCGGGGAGAAGAGCAUCCAAAGUUCCUCAACAGUAUGAAGUAACAACAUUCUUCAUGAGUCACUGCUGCAGGCUGUCAAUGUUGUGUUUAAACAGAAUUUUGCAUGCUUUUAUAGCCUUUUUAUCUUUUAAAAUUUAUGUUUUGUCUCUUUAUUAAUUAUGGAUGUUUUAAUAUCUGUGAUUACAGAAAAUUUUUGUCUUUUGUUCUCCAGCUGUUUCUGCUGGAAAUGAGCUAAUUAAACCAACACCAUGCAAUUUUU
Molecule: messenger RNA, 3088 nt
Organism: Thalassophryne amazonica
Lineage: Eukaryota; Metazoa; Chordata; Actinopteri; Batrachoidiformes; Batrachoididae
Gene: mcm10
Product: minichromosome maintenance 10 replication initiation factor
Exons: 19
Coding region: 245-2872 (875 amino acids)
Biological process (GO): DNA replication initiation; DNA replication
Cellular component (GO): nucleus; replication fork protection complex
Molecular function (GO): single-stranded DNA binding; DNA replication origin binding
Source: RefSeq, a predicted model, not a curated record